Molecule: messenger RNA, 528 nt
Organism: Pollicipes pollicipes
Lineage: Eukaryota; Metazoa; Arthropoda; Thecostraca; Pollicipedomorpha; Pollicipedidae
Exons: 2
Coding region: 112-528 (138 amino acids)
Molecular function (GO): acyltransferase activity, transferring groups other than amino-acyl groups
Source: RefSeq, a predicted model, not a curated record
CCGACCUGCUGCCCGCCGGGCGUCUCUGUGAGGCCUUUGAACAGUAUCCACCUGGACACCGUCAAGCGCUUCUGGCCGUACACCGCGGUUACCGCCGAUGCCGACGGUGAGAUGCGUGACGGCAUGACGGUUGGCCUCAGCGUCGGCGUGUUCGUCGCCGCCGACAAUGACGUGGCGUCAUCACCUGACGGCGAGCUCGUCUGCUGGGUGCUUCUCAACAGAAACGCGGUGCUGGGCUUCCUGCACACGCUGGAGUCGCACCGGGGGCGAGGCUUGGCGCGGGUGGCGAUGGCCGAGCUCACCCGGCUCUGCCUGCAGCGCCGCCUGCCCUGCCUGGUCACAACUGCCGUGCCGUCCGUGAUGCACAUGAUGGAGCCGCUAGGCUACAGUUCGGUGUGCGACGUGUUCUGGGCGCAAGCCCACCCAGCAGAAGUCGGUGCGACGCAGGAAACUGGGUCAGACGAGGGCGCCCACCAGCCGAGCGGUCCGGGGGGUAAAACAUCAAUCGUAGCGCGUACAACCUGCUGA